AUGUUUUGCAAGUAGAUAAUGAAAUUUGGGAUUUAGACAAUUAAAUAUCAAAUUAGACCUUGUAUUGCUUAUAGAAUUAUAGUCAACAAUCACUUAAACUUGCAUAAUUUGAAUCUCUUAUAGAUUAAUUAGAUAACACCAUUUUUAGAGGAAGAUGAAAAUGAUUCUAAUGAAUUAAAUUUAAUAAAACUUUUGUCGGAGGUGAAAUCUAUAAAAGGAUAUUGA
Molecule: messenger RNA, 225 nt
Organism: Paramecium sonneborni
Lineage: Eukaryota; Ciliophora; Oligohymenophorea; Peniculida; Parameciidae
Source: the annotation of a GenBank genome assembly